CGGGCGCAUUAGUGUCGGCGAGCUUUAAUGAGACUCCAUUGGAUUGUAAUCAGCGUCAUGUCGGAUUCGCCGUAAACUACAACAGUGUAACAAAAUGGCGACUGUUUAGGUGACGCCACUUUGAAGGCUUGUCAUUGCCAGCAGCCCCCUCGACGCGACUCCCAGGUUUAAUAUGGGACUCCAGUAGAAAAAAACUCAAGCCCUCACGCCAGCGGUGGAAUUUUAUCAGUGCCAACAUUUCUCCCCCAGUUGUCUUACAUUCAGGAUUGAUGUGGAAGGCCAUGUGGAACGUACCUUUUUGACUUCCUCGGCAAGGAUGUGGAUGUACCAAGUGUUGGCCAGCAGAAAGCGGGGAUCUGUAUGGAUUAUCGCGUUCUUGUGAGUGUCCCUUUUCAGCCAUGGUCAAACUCGCAAACCCUCUCUACACUGAGUGGAUUCUCGAGGCAAUACAGAAAAUCAAGCGGCAAAAGCAGCGUCCCUCGGAGGAGAGGAUUUGUCAUGCGGUGGCCUCGUCUCACGGACUGGACAGGAAGACUGUCCUGGAGCAGUUGGAUUUAAGCGUUCACGACGGCUCUAUACUUAAGGUUACCAAUAAGGGUAGCACUUCGUACAAGGACCCGGGGAACCUUUCGAGAGCCGGAUCAAUUCCACCACCUCCCGUCGUGUCUGUGCCAUCAAAGGAAUCUAUAUGGAAUUCCAGCGAUCUCCGCCACGUUGAUUGGAAUAAGAUCCUGCGGCGGGCCAUUGAGGGCAUGGAUGAUUCGCACGGCUCCUCGCUUAAGAACAUCGAGAGGUACUUAAGGAACCAGGACGACCUGACGGAAGUCGCAGACAACCCGGCCUUCCGCCAGAGGUUGCGGCUGGCGGCCAAGCGGUCCGUCAACAGCGGCCGAUUGUUCAAGAACGGACCGCGCUAUCAGCUCGGGCAUCCCGGCGCCGAGGGGAGAGUGCCGAGGUGUCCGGGCGCUUUCCCUUUGGUGUUGACAUCAGUAACGCUCCUCCCUCAUGAGCGAGAACAGCUCCGGGUAGACCCCAUCCCAAUAUGCAGUUUCUGUCUCGGCACUAAAGAGUCCAAUCGGGACAAGCUUGCAGAGGAGCUUCUGUCCUGCGCGGACUGCGGGAGCAGCGGGCAUCCGUCAUGUCUGAAGUUCUCUCCCGAGUUGACCUCAAAUGUGAAGCGAUUACGCUGGCAAUGUAUUGAAUGCAAAACCUGCAGCUCCUGUCGAAUACAGGGGAAAAACGCUGACGAGAUGCUCUUCUGCGAUUCAUGCGACCGGGGCUUUCACAUGGAAUGCUGUGACCCGCCGCUUUCAAGAAUGCCAAAAGGAACCUGGGUCUGCCAGGUCUGCCGACCCAAGGAUAACGGAAAGAAACUGCUCCAGAGGAAAGCCGACGAGAUCAAACGUCGAUACGCAAAGCCGAUCGGAAGGCCCAGGAAUAAGUUCAAGCAAAGAAUGUUUCUAAACAGUGGUGAUGGUUCCAUGGUGGCACUAGGCGGAAGGGGGUCACCUGGUAGGGGUCAAAAGAUAACCGUCUGUACCACACCCUCAUCCGCUCAUGCUGCAUCUGUGAAGGACUCCAGAGACCGAUUGGCUGUUACAGACCCUCGUUGUGCUGUCAACGCCACCUUAUUCACCACUUCCACCCCCACCACCACCACCACCACCACCACCACCACCACCACUCCCACCCUCCUCACGCCCUACUCCACCGCAGCUACGCUCCCAGUUAACAAGAAAACCAAAGGGCUCAUUGAUGGCCUUUCCAAAUUCUUCACCCCUUCCCCCGUGGGCCGUCGCUCGCGGGCCGUCGGCGUAGAGUCGCCCGCCAAACAUUUAGACUCUAGGGACGAGGGUCCGCCCGAGCUGACCCCUCCGCCAGAUACCGAUCACAAGAUAGCCCCCUUGUCUGCACUUCCUCCCGCACCAACGUCGCCGGGAUUUAGCCCACCCUCACAGAUGUCCAGCAGCUCCACUUCCGCUAACUCCCCGCAGAGCUCUUCCAGCCAGUCUAGUGUUCCUUCCCUCAGUAGCCUCUGCAAUAGCAGCCAGCUAAAGGGACUAUUUGACGGACUCUCGCACAUUUACACCACUCAGGGACAGUCGCGGAAAAAGACGCUACCGUGCUACGCGCCGCCCAAGCGCGCGCACCGAAAGCGGGACUCCAAAUCGGGACCGCAGCGCCUCGGAAAGAGCGAGUUUAAUAAAAACCGUCUGAGCUCCACCUCUGCCGGGCCGGGCCGACCCAGAGGACACCCCUUUAAGUUGGUCGGCCAUUUCAAACGCAACCCCUUCCUUAAAAAGCACCGGACACUAGGCAGGCUGAGGUAUAAAGUGAGCACCCAGAAGGGAGCCCCCUCCCCGGGAAAGGGCGACUUGACAGACGGAAGAAUUAAGCCAGAGAAUAAUCAUGGCCACAGCGGGGAGUUGCGAGUGAAGCAGGAAGCCGGCUCCAGCUUGGCGGCCAUGUCCAGAGACCAUGUGACGGACGAGGAUAUUGAGACGUUCACGCGUGUCCGGGAAGUCACUGCACAGAGAACUGGAGGUCAAAUGAACACGGACUCCAUGCGAUGUCCAGCCGUCAUUGAGUUCGGGAAGUACGAAAUCCAAACAUGGUAUUCGUCACCUUACCCGCCCGAGUAUUCAAGAUUACAAAGGCUUUAUCUGUGCGAGUUCUGUCUGAAAUACAUGAGAAGCAAAAACAUCCUCCAGAGCCACACAAAGAAGUGCGGCUGGUUCCACCCGCCAGCCAAUGAGAUCUACAGGAAGGACGACCUCUCGGUCUUUGAGGUUGAUGGAAAUGUCAGCAAGCUGUUCUGCCAAAACCUCUGUCUGCUAGCCAAGCUUUUCCUGGAUCACAAGACCUUGUAUUACGACGUGGAGCCUUUCCUCUUCUACAUACUCACAAAGAAUGACGAGAAAGGCUGUCAUCUCGUGGGCUAUUUCUCCAAGGAAAAGCUUUGCCAGCAGAAGUACAAUGUCUCCUGCAUAAUGAUCAUGCCUCAGUACCAAAGGCAAGGAUUUGGACGCUUCCUUAUUGAUUUCAGUUACCUCCUCACCAGGCAAGAAGGACAAGCCGGCUCCCCGGAGAAGCCACUGUCAGAUCUGGGUCGCUUAUCCUACCUGGCAUAUUGGAAAAGUGUCAUCCUGGAGUACCUCUAUAAGCACCCAGAUAAACACGUCAGUGUUAAAGGAAUAAGCAGGGCCACUGGGAUGUGUCCGCACGACAUCGCCGCCACGCUGCAGCACCUCGGCAUGAUUGACAGACAGGACGGACGGGUGGUGCUGAUCAGGAGAGAGCAACUGAUCCAGCGACACAUGGAGAGGCUGAGGGCAAACCCCCGCUGGAACGAGGUGGACCCAGACGCCCUGCGCUGGACGCGCUCCACGUCGCUCAACGCCGUCCUGUCCGAGGAGGAGCGGGAGGCAGAGAUGGAUGCUGAGCGGCUGAAGGAGCAGGCCAGUUGCUGGGAGAAAGAAGAGCGAGAGAGCCACGUGAUGAAUCACAGCCGCAGGCAGUCGCUCACCAAGGUGCACUGUAAGGUGCCCUACAGGACAUACGAGCGACGCCACGCACCAUCAUGGAGCCGACGCAUCCAGCAGCAACAACAGCUGCAGCAGCAGAACGUUAGUGAUGACGAUGAUGACGAAGCGGAGGAUGACUCCGAUGGCUCACCACCCACCCUGACAAAGGCUCAUGUGAUGCUGGCCGCCAAGCAAAAGCGAAGCAUCAUGCUCAAGAAAAGGGGGCGUAAACGAAAGAGAAUUAACAGCAGCGUAACAACGGAGACCAUCUCUGAGACCACCGAGGUGCUGAAUGAGCCUUUCGACAACUCCGAUGACGAGUGUCCUAUGCCGUUGUUGGAGCGCACCUGCAGAGGGGGCAAGAUAGCGGAGGAGGAAGACGGGGCGAGCAAGAUCACGCCUGUGAAACGCAGAAGAGGUCGACCAAGACUCAAGGAAACAGCACAGAGAGGCAAUCUACAACACUGGAAUGAAGGCACCGAUGUCCUCUCCAAGACGCCCAGCAGACCUCGUCCGGUGAAGCGAAAGAAAGGUUGGCCCAAAGGAGUCAAGCGAGGCCCACCCAAGUGGCGGCUCAAGAAUGAACGGAAAAUGGGCUUCAAGCUGAACCUUUACACGCCGCCUGAAACGCCCAUGGAAGCGGAGCAGCAUCAUAUUCAGGCCGAAGAAGCGCUCCCCGACGGCACCAGGGCGGCCAGACGCUCGGUCCGCCCGCAGUUCACGUCACGCAGCGUCCACUCGGAACCCCCCAGCCCCGCUGAUCAUCACUCGCUGAAGUCCAGCUCCCCCGAGGGCUCGCAGGCGGCUUCUCCGGCGUGCUCGCCCGCCGCGGCCUCUCCUGUGGCCAUGUCACCCAGACACAAAGACGAAGGUGCGUCGCCAGAGCAUCGAGAAGAUGACCGUCAAAGUGAGCACGAGCUGGACUCCCCAACCAAAGAUCACAGCGCAGAAGUCGCAUCGCCGGUUAAUCACAGUGAGGAGCAGAGGACUCAAGAUCAGGACGAAGAUGACGACAAGACAGAGCCUGAGUGCUGCCAAAUAGAGGCGGCGCAGACCUCAAAAGAAACGCCCGAAUGCGCGCAAAGUUUUUUAGAUCCGGAAGAAGACUUUGACAGUGCGUCGGUUCAGCAGCUUUUGAAAGUUCCGGCCAGUGAAGAAGAAUCAACUGUCGCUGCAGACCGCAUUCAGUAUGAAUGUGCUGAAAUGAAAGCAGCGUUGUCGCCUCCUGCAGCUGAAGCGCUUUCUUCGGUAGCAGCUGUGGACUCCGAUAACCCUGUUGAGUCUGAGUCAGAAGAAGAGAGCGCGCCCACUCCGGGUCACGUGCCUCCUCCGCCUGCUGAGAGGCUAUCACUCAGUUCCGUGCUCAGGGACGACCCCCCGAUCUGUGCAGAGAUCGACUCCGAGACCGCCCAGGCAGUUCAGUCCCUGACGCAGGAGAGUGAGCGCGACACCGUGUUUCAGGAGUGUGUGGAGAGCCAGGAAGCCUGCAGGAACUUGCACACCUACGCCCCGGUCACCCCGAUGGAAGACUGCCCCCACUCGGAACACAACAGCCCGCUUUCGUCGGCACACUCCCAUCCCAGCCAGUCGGUGCGCUCCGUCAACAGCCCGGCCGUGUCCAUCUUGGAGACGGGCUACACGCAAAUCAGCCCCGACCACAGUGCCAUCUCCGUGCCCUCCAUCCACAACAUGGAGACCAGCCCCAUGAUGGACGUGCCGUCAGUGUCGGAUCACUCGCAGCAGGUAGUAGACAGCGGCUUCAGCGAUCUGGGCAGCAUCGAGAGCACCACCGAGAACUACGAGAAUCCCAGCAGCUACGACUCCACCAUGGGAGGCAGCAUCUGCGGGGCCGGCCCCUCGCAGGGAGGCUGCCCCUACGGGGGCAUGCCGCCCAGCAGCUUGGCCCAGAGCAGCUGCGCCGUCAGCCAGCAAAUGGCAGGCGUCAACCCCGGCAGCUGUGGGAUGAUUCAGCAAAACAGCCUGAGCUCUCCGCCGCACUGCAACGUCAAGUCCCCGCAGGGCUGCCUGGUGGUGGUGGAGAGGCCCCCCAGCACCAGUCAGCACAGCCAGCGGGGCACGCACAGCCAACACAGCUCCCUCAGCAGGCACGGCCCUCACAAUCAGCACGGCCAACACAAUCAGCACGGCCCUCACAAUCAGCUAAGCCAGCACAGUCAACUCAAUCCCCACAGCCAACACGGCCACCACCACCACCACCACCACCACAAUCACCACCUGCAGCACAAUCAGCUCAGCCAGCACAAUCAACACGCGCCGCAUAACCUUCACAAUCAGCACGCCGCGCAGGACGCCGUGCCUCAGUGUGCCGUCCCCGCCAACUUCGCCACCACCAUGCAACUGGCCGACAUACCCGAAUCCGGCAACCCCAACUUCGCCCUCUAUGAGAGGAUCAACCACCAGGGGGAGUACGGUGGCGGGCACUACUCCCAGUCGUCAGGCCUCAGUCUUGCCAAGCUGCAGCAGUUCACCAACACGUUCAUCGAGCACCCCCACUCGCUCCCCUUCAACCACUCGACGGCGCACCCCAUCACGUCUUACGCCAACACCCCCUCGCUGUCAUCGCAGCACUCCAGCCUGGUGUCUUUGUCCCAGACCUCGCAUCGAGUCCCCACCCCCCAGGUGCAGGCCACCAUGACCCCGCCCCCCAACCUCAGCUCCCCGCCGGCGGCCAUGAUGCUUCAGCGCAACAUGGGCAUCACGCCCGCUCAACGCAUCCAGUCCCAAAUGGCGCCUAAAAGUCACGUCAUGUCGGCGCGCUCCAAGUCGGCCCCGCUGUCGCACCACCACCAACACCACCACCACCACCAGCAGCAGCAGAUGUACGCCCGGCCGGCGCAGACUGUCGCCAUGCAGGCGCCGGCCAGGACGCUGGCCGGCAUGCCGCGCAUGAACAUGAGCGUCAACAUCAUGCCGGCGCCGGCCUACAACUCCAUGAACAUGUCGUCGCUCAACGCCAUGAACAGCUACGGCAUGAGCCAGCCCAUGCUGAACAGCAGCUACCAUGGCAACCAUGCCUACAUGAACCAGUCGCCCCAGUACUCUAUGCAGAUGGGCAUGAUGGGAACGCAGCCAUACCCCCAGCAGCCCAUGCAGGCUCCGCCACAUGGCAACAUGGUGUACACUCCAGCUGGUCACCAUGGUUACGUGAACACGGGCAUAUCCAAGCAAUCUCUGAAGGGGCCUUUCAUCAGGCGGUAACCCUGAUGCGCUGAUCUGGCCUUUUUAUCCCCUUUGUGUGUGCGCUCCCGUUUCCUUUCAUUUGUCGGUCCCUCAAGGGACGAAACCAGCAGCAGCACUUGGAAAGAAUGCAAACAUUUUCAUGAACUCUGAAGCUAAUGUUUUCAAAUGAAUUUAAAGAGAAGUAUUUUUGGUCCUCUUAAGAUGGGAAGCCUUACAUCGCGGUGAUGUUGAUGAUGAAAAUCUAUUUAAGGAGGCAGGUUUCAGAGGCUCCGAGGUCGGCGUCAUCAGUGCUCUUGCGGUCGUGUAGCAGCCUCCACUCAAGCCAUUUAAUGUGCCUGCUGCAAGUGGAACCUGUUCAGUGUACCUGUCUAACAGUGCUGACGAUUCGUUUGUACUAUAUUCAUGCCUUUGUAUAUUUAAAUUAUUGUACGUAUUUUGUAAAGUGGCAACUCUAGCAUGCUUGGGUCUGCGUUAGUGACAGUGCAUUGAGUAGUACUGUACAAGUGUCGUGCUUAAAUAGCCAAGCCAUUUUAAAGAUAUCGGGCCUUUUAUUAGGUUUCCCUCCGCAAAGGGAUAAAGAUGAAACUAUAUUUUGUUAAUUCUAAUAAUGUACAAAAAAAACCAACAUAUGUAAACUUUAGUCUGGUUUUCUGUUGCGCUUUGAGAGAUUUUAUUGCUAUAUGUAUGUAUAAUUCUGAAGUCUUUUUGUAACAGAUCUCCUUCAGGCAGCUUUCUGUUAAAUAAAGCAGACUGAUUUCUGUCCAAAUAUUCAA
Nerophis ophidion (straightnose pipefish) is the source of this 7498-nucleotide messenger RNA. RefSeq names its product K(lysine) acetyltransferase 6B (gene kat6b). The record is from RefSeq and is a predicted model, not a curated record. Bases 399 to 6743 code for a protein of 2114 amino acids. Gene Ontology annotation, biological process: regulation of DNA-templated transcription; nucleosome assembly. Gene Ontology annotation, cellular component: nucleosome; MOZ/MORF histone acetyltransferase complex. NCBI's taxonomy places the organism in Eukaryota, Metazoa, Chordata, Actinopteri, Syngnathiformes, Syngnathidae. The transcript has 17 exons. Gene Ontology annotation, molecular function: DNA binding; histone acetyltransferase activity.